GGCCAUUGGUUGGGAAGACGUCUCUGAUCACAAGGUUCAUGUAUGACAGCUUCGACAACACAUACCAGGCAACUAUUGGGAUCGACUUCUUGUCAAAAACCAUGUACUUGGAAGAUCGUACAGUGCGGCUGCAGCUCUGGGACACCGCUGGCCAGGAGCGGUUCCGCAGCCUGAUCCCCAGCUACAUCCGGGACUCCACGGUGGCUGUGGUGGUGUAUGACAUCACAAAUCUCAACUCCUUUCAGCAGACCUCUAAGUGGAUUGAUGAUGUCAGGACAGAGAGGGGCAGCGAUGUCAUCAUCAUGCUGGUGGGCAACAAGACUGACCUGGCUGAUAAGAGACAGAUCACCAUUGAAGAAGGAGAGCAGCGCGCCAAAGAACUGAGCGUCAUGUUCAUUGAAACCAGUGCAAAGACCGGCUACAAUGUGAAGCAGCUCUUCCGACGUGUGGCAUCGGCCCUGCCGGGGAUGGAGAAUGUCCAGGAAAAGAGCAAAGAAGGGAUGAUUGACAUCAAGCUGGACAAGCCCCCGGAGCCCCCUGCCAGCGAGGGCGGCUGCUCUUGCUAAUGCAGACCCUGCCUGGGCCAGGCUUCCUUCCCAGCUCCUCGCUUGUUGAGUUGCUUCCUAUUGGUUAGCUUCCUAAAGGGAGUGGGGUGGGAAGUGAGUUACGGAGAUGGCAGAUUUUUUCUUUUCCCUCUGUCAUUAGGAGUAGGGCGGGGUGGGGAGGGAGGCUGGGGUAUCAGGGGUCUUGUCCGUCUUAACAGCUGUUACUCAAACAACUAUUUUUUGGUUUGGUUGUAAUAUAUUGUAUACUUUAUUAAGAUUGCCAAAAACUGUUAAAAUU
Messenger RNA from Elephantulus edwardii (Cape elephant shrew), 843 nucleotides. It is a transcript of the gene RAB6B, whose product is annotated as RAB6B, member RAS oncogene family. NCBI's taxonomy places the organism in Eukaryota, Metazoa, Chordata, Mammalia, Macroscelidea, Macroscelididae. The record is from RefSeq and is a predicted model, not a curated record. Gene Ontology annotation, molecular function: GTPase activity; GTP binding. The coding region runs from base 39 to 566 and encodes 175 amino acids. The transcript has 9 exons.